This is a messenger RNA of Micropterus salmoides (largemouth bass), 3861 nucleotides long. It is a transcript of the gene st14a, whose product is annotated as ST14 transmembrane serine protease matriptase a. NCBI's taxonomy places the organism in Eukaryota, Metazoa, Chordata, Actinopteri, Centrarchiformes, Centrarchidae. The record is from RefSeq and is a predicted model, not a curated record. Gene Ontology annotation, biological process: proteolysis; acrosome reaction. Bases 541 to 3066 code for a protein of 841 amino acids. Gene Ontology annotation, cellular component: membrane. Gene Ontology annotation, molecular function: serine-type endopeptidase activity; protein binding. The transcript has 19 exons.
CAGCACUUUCUAUGUUAUAAUCGAGUUAAUUGUGCGGUUUAUUUCUUUGACUACUUUUCUGUAGUCGCUUACCAUGAAAGGGCAUUCAAAAAUAGUUAGUAGCCUUACUCACCUACAGCAGGUAAACAGGAAGUCGCUACAGUCGCAGGGGAGACACGCCCGCCGAUACUAAACUCCCGGAAAAGGUCUGUUAUGCUCCAUUGGAGUCAUAUAGACAGGCGACCUAUACUAAUCGGAUAUACAUUUGUGACCGGAGAGGAGAAUUCUUUUCAAAACACUAGAAGACAUUUUUCUUUUCAUUCAUUCUUCACCUGAUUCUUGUAGCCUAUAGACUUUUUUUUGCGCACAGGUUGAAUUCGUUGACAAACAAGAUAGGCAUCACUUAGCGACCAGGCCUGCAGGUUCACCUCGACGAACAGCCAGUGGACAGCUACUGUAAAUCAACGAAUUAAUCAAAAAGAGAAAAGAAAGAAGCAGUUAAGGUGUUUGAGGGCGUUUUGGUUUUAGAUUUCUAACAGCCUAUCCAGGCAUUGACCCCUGAUGGACUACAUGGACAGUGGACUGAGAUACACCCCUCAAUCGGACAAAGACUGGGACACCUCUGUCCAGUUUCUGCCAGCAUCAGAUAACAAAAGGCUUGAGAAGAAAAAGGGUCCGGGGAAAGUUGGAGCUGUGAUCGGUGUGGUGAUCUUUGCUGCUGUUAUUGCACUUAUUACCGGACUGCUGGUCUGGCAUUUCCACUUCCGAAAAGAUGCGUGGGUCAAGAGGAUGUACAGUGGCUCCAUGCGGAUCACCAACCAGGCGUUUGAUGAUGCCUACGAGAACUCCAACAGCUCCGAGUUCAAGGCGCUGUCAAAAAAGGUGGUUUCACAGCUUAAAGCCAUCUAUUCCAAAAGUCCACACUUGGCCAAAUACUAUGUUGGUUCAACAGUUCAGGCUUUCAGUGAAGGCAGCGUAAUUGCCUACUACCUGUCUGAGUUUAAAGUCCCUGUGGGCCAAGAGGCAUCUGUUAACCGCGCGAUGUCUACAGUGGACACGCUGGUGGACAAAGAGCGACGAAGCAUGGCGAAAUCUGGCAACUCUCUGGUCCUUGAUGAAGUGGUGACGUCAGCGCUUGAUACCCGCAUGCUGUCACCGUCUUUCAGCAAAAUUUUAAAGUUUUCAGAACAUGCAAGGACUGAUCAAAUAGGACAGAUCCAAUCCCCAGGCUUCCCUGACAGUCCUUAUCCCCCAAACACCUUCAUCCAGUGGCAGCUGAGGGCAGACCCUAACUAUGUCAUCAAGCUUGACUUUGAUAAGAUUCAUCUGGAAGCGAAUUGCAAGAAUGACUUUGUCAAAAUCUACGACUCCCUGGUGGCCCUUGAGAGUCGCGUUAUGGAAGAGAUGUGUGGGUACUACGUACCUAGUCAACAAAUGACCUUUCUGUCUUCUCGCAAUGUCAUGCUGGUGACGAUGGGUUCAAAUGACAAGAACAACUACCCGGGUUUUAGAGCAAAAGUCUCACAAGUCAGAAAAGGAAAUAAAGGUACAGCCUGCGGUGGCCAGCUGACAGGAGUGACAGGCACCUUCUCUUCUCCCAACUUUCCAACUUACUAUCCUCCUCAAAUAUCAUGUCAGUGGUCGAUCGAGGUCCCUGUUGAUAAAGUGGUGAAGGUUACAUUCCUAAGGUUCGUCUUGGAAAACAGUACGGACUGUCGCAAAGACUAUGUGGAGAUCAACGGAAAGAAACUGUGUGGAAUUAAGCGGGACAGAACAGUGACGGAAACUAGUAACACCAAUACAAUGACCGUGAAGUUUUCCUCUGAUACCUCCUAUGUGGACCGAGGUUUUAGUGCAGAGUUUGAGGCCAUUGACAAUAACGACCCUUGUCCACAGCAGUUCCAGUGUAAUAAUAAGCGCUGCAUUAGUACAAAGCUAAAGUGUGAUGGCUGGAAUGACUGUGGAGACAUGAGUGAAGAAUUAAACUGCAAGUGCAAUUCAACGGAUAUCAGCUGUAAAAAUGGAUUUUGUAAACCCAUGUUCUGGAAAUGUGAUGGUGUAAAUGACUGUGGAGAUGGCACAGAUGAGCUGGACUGCGGUGGAUGUAAAUCUGGACAAAUAACAUGUAAGAAUAGCAAAUGUGUUUCUGAGAAGAAUCUCUGUGACGGCAGGGACGACUGUGGGGAUGGGUCAGAUGAGCUCAACUGUGCGAGAAGUGAGACAAGCUGCAAUGAUCUUACAUUUAAAUGUAAAAACAAUAAAUGCAUUAGUAAAGUGAACCCAGAGUGUGACGGGACAAAGGACUGUGAAGAUGGAUCUGACGAGGAGAAUUGCGACUGCGGGAGGAGUAUGUUCAAGACGUCGCGUAUUGUGGGCGGUGAGAAAGCGGAUGAAGGGGAGUUUCCCUGGCAGAUCAGCCUCCAUGCGAAAAGUUAUGGUCAUGUGUGUGGAGCAUCCAUCAUCAGUCCACGUUGGCUGGUCACUGCUGCCCACUGUGUGCAAGAUGACGGCAGGACGAGAUUCUCCCAGCCCGGCACUUGGGAAGCUUUCCUUGGCCUUCACACCCAGGGGAAGAUUGGAAGUGCUGUAGUGAAGAGAAACCUGAAGCAGAUCAUACCCCACCCUAACUACAACCCACACACAUUUGACAAUGACAUCGCCCUGAUGGAGCUGGACAGUCCUGUCAUCUACUCCGACUACAUCAGACCCAUCUGCUUGCCGGCUACCCAACAUGAUUUUCCAAGCGGUAAUACUGUGUGGAUCACUGGUUGGGGCGCCACUCGCGAAGGAGGAUCUGCUGCAUCAGUGCUCCAAAAGGCGCAGGUACGAAUCAUCAACCAAACGGUGUGUAACGAUUUGAUGGCAGGGCAGAUCACAUCUCGGAUGAUAUGUGCUGGAGUGCUGACCGGAGGAGUGGAUGCCUGUCAGGGGGACUCUGGUGGUCCUCUGUCCAGUCCGGCUGGCAGUCGUAUGUUCCUGGCAGGAGUGGUCAGUUGGGGUGAUGGAUGUGCCCGCAGAAACAAACCUGGAAUCUACACAAGAGUCACCAAAUUCCGUGGCUGGAUCAAAGAAAAGACAGAAGUGUAGACCACUGCAGAUUGGUCAAACACGGCCAAGGAUUUGGACAUGAACACCGACUGAUGACGAGUACCACAGUACAAAUCUUGCUUCAGUAAAACACCACACUGACUUUUGAGUUAAUGUAAUGGCAUUGACUCCCUGUCGAAGCUGCAGUGAGAAAUUUGAGCAAUCUUAACAUUUUAUGUCCACUGUAAUUUUUAUGAGUGUGGGGUUCAUAAAAUGUUUUUAAAUGUAAAUAAAUCUCUUAUUUUUGUGGGGGGUUUUGCUGCUGUUAUUUUAGCAUGUCUUCCUGGAGAAAACUUUUAUGUGCCACACAAGAAAUAGACUGUAGAUGUGAUUGGUACACAUAUGAAAUGUGCAUUAUUGUACUCUGUCUUGUGUUUUAUUAGUAGCCAUCAUAAGAAUUUCCCACCGCUUUUCCUUGUUGUGUUUGCUCUCAAUUUUAUAAAUUGAAAACAAAAUGACAACAAGCUUAUUCCAUCCUACCUCCUAUGGCUUGGUAUCUCCUGCAUUUUAUUGAUUUUUUUUUUUAGUCAAGCAGAAAUCCCUGAGAAGUUAGUGAUGUAAUUAUUCACUUUUAAAAGCACAGCUCUUCUCAUAAUGGAUUGCAGUAAAUUUAAAGUGAUGUGAACUGCUUUUCUAUAAGCAAUAAACACAGACUAAAAUAGUAGGUUUUCUUUAAAUUUAAUAUUUGACGUUUUUCAAUUCAGCACAAUAUUAGGGUCCCUCCAGUGUAAUCUGUGUAAAUGUGUAUUUUUAGUAGAUGUUUUUAAAUAAAAAUAUUUCUAAUAUAACCUCCAA